AUGUUUUUUUUUCCUCAAUUAUUUUGGUGUAAAGAAUUCAGCAUCAUGUUAGUUGGUAACUAAAACUCUCUUCAUCUCAUCUGAGUCACAGUCAAUCCAACAACCACUACUCUCACCAACCCCAAUCUAUAGUUCUCACAAAACCCUCCAUUGCAGAGAGAGAAACUCAACAACAAAGUAUUGAGGAGGAAGAAACUAGGAACAAAGUUUAAAACUUUGAACAAAACUGAAAUGGCCCAGGUGAGCAGAAUCCACAAUCUACCUCAAACCACUCCAAUCCUUCACCAUUCUUCCAACCCCCAGAAACCCAAAUCAGCAAACUCAAUUUCAUUGAGGUCACACCUUUGGGGUUCCUCAAAAUCAUGGAGCUUGAAGCAUAAAAAUGGAGGCUUUAUAGGAAAUUGUGAUGUGGGUAACGGCUAUUCGGGUGUGUUUAAGGUUUCUGCCUCAGUUGCUGCGGCGGAGAAGCCGUCAACGGCGCCGGAGAUCGUGUUGGAACCCAUCAGGGAAAUUGCUGGCACCAUCACAUUGCCUGGUUCCAAGUCUUUGUCCAAUCGAAUUCUGCUUCUUGCUGCUCUCUCUGAGGGAACAACUGUUGUAGACAACUUGUUGAAUAGUGAGGAUGUUCAUUACAUGCUUGGUGCAUUGAGGACCCUUGGACUGCAUGUGGAAGAUGACAAGGCAACGAAACAAGCAAUUGUGGAAGGCUGUGGGGGGUUGUUUCCCACUAGUGAAUCUAAAGAUGAAGUUAAUUUAUUCCUUGGAAAUGCUGGUACCGCAAUGCGACCUUUGACAGCAGCUGUGACUGCUGCAGGUGGAAACGCAAGCUACAUACUUGACGGGGUUCCCCGGAUGAGAGAGAGACCGAUUGAGGAUUUGGUAACUGGUCUUAAGCAGCUUGGUGCAGAUGUUGAUUGUUUUCUUGGUACAAAGUGUCCACCUGUCCGUGUAAUUGGCAAGGGAGGACUUCCUGGGGGAAAGGUGAAACUGUCUGGAUCAAUUAGCAGUCAAUACCUGACUGCUUUGCUUAUGGCAGCUCCUUUGGCUCUUGGUGAUGUGGAGAUUGAGAUUAUUGAUAAACUGAUUUCUGUUCCAUAUGUUGAAAUGACCUUGAAGUUGAUGGAGCGCUUUGGAGUCACUGUGGAACACAGUGGUAAUUGGGAUAAGUUCUUGGUUCGUGGAGGUCAAAAGUACAAGUCUCCUGGCAAUGCCUUUGUUGAAGGUGAUGCUUCAAGUGCCAGUUACUUCCUAGCUGGUGCAGCAGUUACUGGUGGGACUAUCACUGUUCAUGGCUGUGGGACAAGCAGUUUGCAGGGAGACGUAAAAUUUGCUGAAGUUCUUGAAAAGAUGGGAGCUAAAGUUACAUGGACAGAAAACAGUGUCACUCUUACCGGACCUCCACGAGAUUCUUCUGGUCGUAAAGUCUUGCAAGGCAUCGAUGUCAAUAUGAACAAGAUGCCAGAUGUUGCAAUGACACUUGCUGUUGUAGCCCUAUUUGCUAAUGGUCCCACUGCUAUAAGAGAUGUGGCAAGUUGGAGAGUUAAAGAGACAGAGAGAAUGAUAGCAAUCUGCACAGAACUCAGAAAGCUAGGAGCAACAGUUGAAGAAGGUCCUGAUUACUGUGUGAUAACUCCACCUGAGAAAUUGAAUAUCACAUCAAUAGACACGUACGAUGACCAUAGAAUGGCCAUGGCAUUUUCUCUUGCUGCUUGUGGAGAUGUUCCAGUAACCAUCAAGGAUCCUGGUUGCACAAGGAAAACAUUCCCUGACUAUUUUGAAGUCCUUGAGAGGUUUACCAAGCAUUAAGUUUUCCUGUACAUUCAGUAGUGUAAGAGAGAGAGAGAGAGAGAGAUAAAACACUCACAAAUCUGUGAGAUGGCUUGGUUUUGUUUCUAUAUAUUCCCUUAAAGGACUUGAGAUAAUUUAUAUUGUUGAAAUGAGGCAUUGGUCCUGUUGUGUGAAUGUAACUUAAUCCUGAAUACUGACUCAAGCGUUAUUUCUUCA
This is a messenger RNA of Lotus japonicus, 2004 nucleotides long. Its product is annotated as 3-phosphoshikimate 1-carboxyvinyltransferase 2. Gene Ontology annotation, biological process: aromatic amino acid biosynthetic process; chorismate biosynthetic process. Lineage: Eukaryota; Viridiplantae; Streptophyta; Magnoliopsida; Fabales; Fabaceae. The record is from RefSeq and is a predicted model, not a curated record. The transcript is spliced from 8 exons. Gene Ontology annotation, molecular function: 3-phosphoshikimate 1-carboxyvinyltransferase activity. The coding region runs from base 232 to 1806 and encodes 524 amino acids.